Messenger RNA from Durio zibethinus, 2912 nucleotides. Its product is annotated as ABC transporter G family member 8-like. Gene Ontology annotation, biological process: transmembrane transport. Gene Ontology annotation, cellular component: membrane. The record is from RefSeq and is a predicted model, not a curated record. Gene Ontology annotation, molecular function: ATP hydrolysis activity; ATP binding; ABC-type transporter activity. NCBI's taxonomy places the organism in Eukaryota, Viridiplantae, Streptophyta, Magnoliopsida, Malvales, Malvaceae.
UUAAGUUUAUAUAAAAAGGCACUAGUUAUUUUUAUAAAACUCUAUUAAAUAAAACUUCCAAGGGUACCCCAUCAAACUUUUUAAUUCUCAUUCUUCUUAUCCUCUGUCAACAUUAUACUCAACUUAAUGGAAACUACCAUCAAUAUUCCAUCUCUCCACACCCCAUUCUCUAUUUCCCAAAUUCUCUCCUUCCAACCAAUCCUUUCCCCUCCUCCAUGGAAUACCAAUCAGCCUUCCCAUCCCCAUCCCAGCCGCCACCAUCACCACCGCUCAAAACAUAUAAGCUAACAGCAUCCUCGGUCUCUUAUACCAAAUUGACCACCACUACUACUUCCAUUACGAACUAUUUCCUUUUCAAGCCUUGCACUUCAAAGCCCCCAAUUUACAUCCUCCGGGAUGUCUCCUUCACGGCCAACCCCUCACAAAUCCUUGCCAUUGUUGGCCCAAGCGGAGCAGGAAAGUCCACUCUCCUUGACAUUCUAGCAGCUCGAACAUCACCAACAAAUGGAACUCUUCUACUAAAUUCCACUCCGAUCAACCCUUCUUCAUUUCGCAAGCUCUCUGCAUAUGUUCCUCAACAUGACGCAUGCUUGCCAUUGCUUACUGUAGCUGAAACUUUUGCUUUUGCUGCUCGACUUCUUGUCCCUGAAACAUCAGAAAUUGACACCAUUGUUUCAUCUCUUCUAUCAGAGCUAAGGCUAACGCAUUUGGCUAACACCAAGCUCGCUCAUGGGCUAUCAGGUGGUGAGCGCAGGCGUGUUUCAAUAGGUCUAAGUCUCCUCCAUGACCCUGCUGUGUUGCUGCUUGAUGAACCCACUUCGGGCCUUGAUAGUACUUCAGCUUUCAAUGUAAUGCAGAUCCUCAAAUCAAUAGCUGCUGCACGUCACCGCACUGUUGUUUUAUCCAUACAUCAACCAAGCUUCAAGAUUCUUUCCACCAUUGAUAGAGUCCUCUUGCUAUCAAAAGGGACAGUUGUGCACCAUGGUACACUUUGUUCACUUCAAAAAUUCUUACACUCCAGUGGGUUUACUGUCCCUCCUCAGCUCAAUGCCCUCGAGUAUGCCAUGGAAAUACUGAACCGGCUGCAUGAGAGCAAGCCAAUUACACCGCCACCACUCCUUCCGUCACCAGAAGACUCAACAACUCCUAACAAUAAUGAAGCAAGUGAUAUCAGGUAUAGAAGCUCAAGAUUACAUGAAAUCUGCUCUUUGUUUAACAGGUUUUGGAAGAUUAUUUACAGAACAAGGCAGCUUCUUUUAACCAAUACAUUGGAAGCUCUUAUUGUGGGCCUUGUUUUAGGAACAAUCUAUAUUAAGAUUGGUUAUGACAUGGAAGCUAUAGAGAAAAGGUUUGGUCUCUUUGCAUUCACUCUCACCUUCCUUCUUUCCUCUACGACUGAAACGCUUCCAGUCUUCCUUGAUGAAAGGCCAAUUCUGCUGAAGGAAACUUCAAGUGGGGUUUAUAGACUGUCAUCUUAUCUCAUAGCUAAUACCCUUGUCUUCUUGCCAUAUUUGCUUGUCAUUGCGAUCAUAUAUUCAACUUCUGUCUACUUCUUAGUGGGUCUAUGUGCUUCAUGGCAAGCUUUUGCUUUCUUCGUUUUGGUCAUUUGGAUCGUAGUUCUAAUGGCAAAUUCAUUUGUCCUCUUCUUGAGCUCUCUUGCACCAAAUUAUAUAGCCGGAACUUCACUUGUUACAGUACUUCUUGGUGCUUUUUUCCUCUUCUCUGGUUACUUCAUAUCCAAGGAUAGCUUGCCCAAGUACUGGCUUUUCAUGCAUUUCUUCUCAAUGUACAAGUACGCACUUGAUGCGCUGCUUAUCAAUGAGUAUUCUUGCCUUGUGUCAAGGUGUUUUCUGUGGUACAAUGAAACCAAGACUUGCAUGCUAACAGGAGGUGAUGUAUUAGAAAAGAAAGGACUCCAUGAGAUGCAGAGAUGGACAAACAUCUACAUGUUGCUUGGGUUCUUUGUGUUCUAUCGUGUGCUUUGUUUGCUGGUUUUGAUCAGAAGGGUGUCAAGAUCGAAGAAAUGAAGAUUUGCAGAAAUUAUGUGUCAACUGCCACGUUUGAUUUUUUUUUUUUUAAUUUUACGCCUUAUUUUCUGCUUUAUGUCCCAUUCUUCUUUCCGCUAUUCACAAAUCAUAGUCCUUGUAAUGGCUGCUUGGAACUCCAACUAAAUUAUGCCAAUAAUCAGGUUUGAUUCUUCAUGUUAACAGGGCAAAUACUUAGAAUUUGCCACCACAUUAUCUUUUCUUUUCCAUUUUCUUCUUCUUUUAAGUUUUCUUUAGGCCACAAAGGAUGCAAGGAAGUUUCAAAUGGCCUAAAACACGUCCUCGUAUGCGCUAGAAAGCUCACAAUUUUUUUCUUUUUACAAGAUAUGGCUGGCAUCGUGACAUCGUUUCAUGUAAUUUGUCCGGAUUACUUUUCACUCCCCAAAAUUGACUUUCCUUUACAUGUUCCAGGCUAUAACAUGUCUAUUCUUCUUGAUUGGGGACCAAUCAGAAAGAUCUGGUCGCAUAAUUAUCAACUUCACAGUGAUAUAUGGAUUUUAAACCGUAGCAAGAAAAUUCUUUAUGAAUACUGCCAUUUGCAUGGUAUUGAAACAAUAUGUCAUUGUCCUAAACCCGAUCAAAACUCUGUCAACACAACCCUCAAAUUUAUCAGCCACUACUGCCAUUCAGAACAAGGUGGCCUGGGGGGCUCCAAGUUUUUUAACAGGAGCAUGACGAGGCGAGAUGUGGUCGAUGAGUUGGCAAGAAUACAAAAAAAAAAAGUUGGCUUGACCCAUUCUCAUCUCUGCUAAAGAAUGUGUCACGGGUCUCUGUCUAUUUGUGAUGCUGAGGCCUGAAAGUAAAGAAGAAUCCAGGUGUCGUCCUCGAUAUAAAUAGGGUCUUGUCGGGUGGUGAAAUGCUGGGACG